Molecule: messenger RNA, 2129 nt
Organism: Alternaria rosae
Lineage: Eukaryota; Fungi; Ascomycota; Dothideomycetes; Pleosporales; Pleosporaceae
Exons: 1
Coding region: 339-1802 (487 amino acids)
Source: RefSeq, a predicted model, not a curated record
GCUCCGCCCCAACCACAAUCACAACCUACACCAUAGACCAGACACCAACCGUAAACCAUGACGUAGAGCCGCCGCCAUCUCCACAUCAGACCGGGAUUCGCGCCUUUGCGGGAGACCUUGAAAAGGAGACCACUGAGCGGGAAGGAUACAGCGCGACCGGUAGCUCCGUUGACGCCUUUAGCCACACUGAUAAACCCGCCAGAAGUCUUACGCGCUCAUCGCUCAACUCUAAUAUCGGCCGCAAUCGUCCACUUCCGCGCUCUACACGCCGCCUUUCCGAUAUCCAAGACCUCGACACCACAAAAGUCGCUGGACAGAAGAAGGCGGGGCAGAUUCAGAUGGACGACCACCAUGACACAGUGGACGAAGAGGAAGACUUGGCGGAAUUGGAGGCACUGAUGAUACCACCGGAGAUGAAGUCGUCCCCUCGGCAGCCGGAGACGCCCACUUCAGAAUGGCAGCCCAUAGAAAAGUCUUCGUGGGAUCCUGCCGGUUUUCCGACCAAGUCCGGAUGGCAGUCCAUCAACGACCCAGCGUUCGGCGAGAACCUCAGCCAGGAUAUAUCAAUAGACAAAUCCUCGUGGGAUCCCGCCGGUUUCCAGACCGAGUCCGGAUGGCGGUCCAUCAACAAUCCAGACUUCGACGAAGACUUCAGCGAAGAGACGUCUACAGACGAGCCCUGGGCGGCGCACGAAGGCGACAUACCCGACGAAGGAGAAGAAGACUCGGUGGCAGAUUUCCCCUCCACUCCAGUCGACGACGAGAAACUUGUGAGAGAGCCGGAUGACACCGACGAUCUACUGGACGAGAAGUAUUUCAAGCACAACGGCUACCUGAACUACAUCAGCAACAAGGACGGGGAUGAGUCUAACUCUGCGACGGAGAACAAGAAGACAGGAGUUCAAAGCAAAGUCAAGACAACGAAGAAGAAGGAAUUGAAAGUUGUCUUCGGUUCGUCGCCUGGCAAGUCCGCGGGACCAGGAAAGCCUUUGACAUCGCCAAAGACAUCUACCAAGACCUCAACCCAGCCGCCGGCCAUGGAAGACAGUAGUCGCGAUCACCUCAAGGCCGAUACUGAAGCUGAGCGAAGCUCUAGCCCUGCUUCCUCUUCGGAUGAAGCUAGCAGAUGGGAAGUGGUAGACGGCAAUAUUGAUGCCCCACGAACAGGCAACAAGUCGGUCCACAAGCUUACAAUCAAGCUACGUAACAACGCGACCGGUGAGUCCAAGACCGUCACGUACACUGAUGUUGAGCACGAUGACAUCGACUGGAAAUCCAAGCCCCAGAUCGUCGCGAUAACACAAUGGCGCACUGAUGUUUUCCAUGGAUAUGGAAUCGACACCAAGAAGGUUGCGUACCCGUACACACCAUUGGAGGACGCCUGGAUGACACUCUUCCACAGGAAGCUGCGCGCAACCAUCAAUGCGGGCCACAUCAUCAAGCUUCCCGGUCCGGUCCCGGUGAUCGAUGCCUUCAACACCUUUUUUGAAGGCAAGGUACUCAAAGACGCGAACGGUGCUGAUGUACCUUCCAGACCACAGCGCGACGUGUCAUCCAUUCGGGGAAAGCUCGACGGCAGGGUUAGCAGAAUUGCCACAGAGAGGAAGAACAUGAGAGGAACUCUAGAAGGAAAGACGGGCGGUGUUUUGUUUGUUCCGGAUGUGACAGAGGACGAGCUGAGGAAGUUUCAGGUAGAUGGGUCGGUUGCGGCUGACGACCCGACUGAGGCUGGUAAGAAUGCGGCAUUGGAUGUUGAUGGGAAGAAGAGCAGGCGACCGUCACCGAAGAGGAAGCGGGAUUAGAAUGAUGCGGGGGAUAUGGUGGUGAAGAAGACGAAGCGAAUAAGCCGAGCUGAUCAGGAUUAGUAUCGGAUAUGGAGAUGUCUGAGCCGGUAUCCUGGGCAGCUAUGCCUCAGCAGGGACCCAGUACGCAUGUCAGCGUUGAUGUUGCACGUCGAAGAAGAGGUCUCGUUGUACAAAUGAGUCGCACAUUACAGUAGUCAAGCCGAAAUUCAUUUGCCUCAAAUAUGUCGAACCGAUCGCAGUCGCGCUCAACCCGUCUUGUCUUCCCAUAUCUUCAAAAACAGUUUCCACAGGAUGGAGAACAGGAUGCCCUGCAGACCGUUGGCG